AUGAGUACCAACCGGGAGGACCAUGUGAUCCUGUGUCAAAAGGCCAUCGGGCUGGUCAACGAAUUGUGUACCAAGAACCUUCUGGAACAUGAGAAGUGCCUGGAGUUUGUGUUUUCUUCCUCGGAUCAGCUCCCCAGUGUAACUGAGACAGAUAUUUCCAUCAGCUUGCUUGCAGUGAUACUUAUUUUCUGUGGAUUGGCCCUAGUGCUGGCCUUUCUCUUCAUAUUCUGGAAGCUGUGUUGGGUUCCCUGGAAGAAUAAGGUUCUCUCGAAUACCUCCGUUCCUGGGGACACGGCCAACAAUACCAGCACGGAGCACGACAAAGAGAUGACGGACAAACCCAAGGAGUCCACAUCUAUGAGCUUCCUUGAAGCAGCUAUGAAGAUCAGUCACACAUCACCUGAUAUCCCAGCAGAGGUUCAGAUGUCCAUGAGAGACCACAUCCUACGCCACACACGGAUACAGAGACAGACAACAGAGCCAACGUCUUCCUCCAGGCACAGUUCCUUUAAGAGGCACUUGCCAAGGCAGAUGCAUGUAUCGAGUGUUGACUUCAGCACAGACUCCUUGCCGCACAAAGAACAAGCGACAAGUAUCGGCAGGAUCAAACCAGAGCUCUACAAACAGAAAUCCGUGGAUUCGGAGGAUACAAAGAAAGAAGGUGGGAAAACCUGCGGGAAAAUCAACUUCAUGCUGAAAUAUGACUACGAGAAUGAAAUGUUGAUUGUUACCAUCCUCAAGGCUUUUGACCUGCCUGCAAAAGACUUUUGCGGAAGCUCGGACCCCUACGUAAAAAUCUACCUUCUCCCCGAUCGGAAAAGGAAGUUCCAGACCAGGGUGCACAGAAAGACACUCAAUCCGACUUUCGAUGAGAGCUUCCAGUUUCCUGUGUCCUAUGAUGAACUUGCCAGCAGGAAACUACACUUAAGUGUGUACGACUUUGACAGGUUUUCCAGGCAUGACAUGAUUGGGGAGGUGAUCUUAGAGAACCUGUUUGAGAUCUCAGACCUCUCCCGGGAUACCUCCAUCUGGAAGGAUAUUCAAUACGCCACAACUGAAAGUGUUGACCUGGGAGAAAUCAUGUUCUCUCUCUGUUAUCUACCCACUGCUGGCCGACUGACAUUGACAGUCAUCAAAUGCAGGAAUCUCAAAGCCAUGGACAUCACUGGUUACUCUGAUCCGUACGUCAAGGUGUCUUUGCUGUGCGAAGGUCGAAGGUUAAAAAAGAAGAAAACAACCAUAAAGAAAAACACGUUAAAUCCUACUUACAACGAGGCGAUUAUCUUUGACAUUCCUCCAGAGAACAUGGACCAGGUCAGCCUACUGAUCUCAGUCAUGGACUAUGACCGUGUUGGCCAUAAUGAGAUCAUUGGAGUGUGUCGCGUGGGCAUCAAUGCUGAAGGUCUGGGGAGGGACCACUGGAAUGAGAUGCUGGCAUACCCACGGAAACCAAUUGCACACUGGCACCCCUUAGUAGAGGCGGUGGGUGAAGGCACACUUGCGGGGGAAGGAAGCGGUUGUGAAGGGUAUAGUGGUACCUCCUCCACAUUUCUGUGGCAAGGACGUGCAGCCAGCUUUGACAGCCAAGGAUCCUGUCCAUCUCCUAAACCUCCGGCAACGCCAUGAUUCCCAGUGUAAAGAGGUUCUGUGGAUCCUUCAUGUGUUUUGAACAUAAUGUAAAGUCAGUCUCUUUCCUCACAGGAAAACUAUAUUAAGCUCUGAAAAAAUGGACACAAGUAUGAGGAUAGCUUGUCCUUGCCUGGACAGUAAGCAAAUCCGAAAAUUGGGUGAUUUUCAGACGUUUAUGCAAGAAGGAGACAGGAGUGUUGUUCUGGAGCCAUAGCUGUAAAUAAGAGGGAGGCACAAGGGAACAUUGUGUUCUGCACUAGGGAGAGAGAUGGAGACCAAAUGUUUUCAGCGACGUGCAAAAUUUGUAUAAUCUGUAUGAGCAGCUGAAACCCACACUUAGGUUUGAGUCAUGUGCCUCAAAAAAUAAUGAUUCUCUUUGUGUUAAAAUUUCCAUUACUUGUGUUUUCUUUGACAUGCUGUCAAUAUAAUUUCAGUUCCAUAAAAGACCAAACUAUACAUUUACCAUAGAUCAAACUUUGCAAUAGUUCAGCAACCUCAGGCUAUCAAAAUAUUAGGCAACUAACUUUACAAUGUUUUUAUUGUGUAGAAAGCAUUAUUGAUGUAUAAACUUUAAUUUUAACCUGGCAAAAGCAUGCUUAAAAGGUGAUGUUUAACUUGUAGUACAUCAAAGAAACAUAGAAGACUCUUGGCUUUAGGUUAUUAUGUAAUUUGCUGAACUGUUAAGAUUAAUGAAUGGUUGGGGUCCUAUGAGUUAACAAAUUUAUGAUUUUCUAGGCAACAACACAGAUAAUGAAUCAGCGUUUUAUAUGGAUCUCACCUCCAAUGCUCCGUCCCCCAUUCCCUAUCAAGCUGGAAUGUAAUCCUGGGUUCUGUUCAAUGUGUUGAGACUUGACUGAAGGAGGGUUUUGAUUGGUUAAAGUCUAGGCUUGAACUCCAAAAUAUCCAGCCAUUGGAGAUAAAGUCUCAAAUCCUAAUGGUUAAGUUCAGUACUGUUCCAGUACAGAGAACCCGGAGACAUUUAUUGCUCUGUCACUGUGGUUUGAGCCUAGCUCUAGAACUCCAGAUUAAAAGUGUUUUUUUAGUCACCCUUUAUUUACACCAUGGAGUCUUCUGGACGCUGACUCAGCUCUCUCAGAGCCCGCUCUGAGUCAACAGGAUAUCUGUUUAUAUCUGUCAGCCAGGGCUCCCUGGUUGGACCAGAAUAACAGCCCCAAUCAAGGAACUGAUAUUCUAUGACAUCCACCUGGCUGACCUCAUUAUAAAUCACUACAUCCCUCCCCCUCUCAGUCUGAGGACAUAGGCUAGUUCUAUUUUUUGCAGCUCCUACUGAGACGUUUUGGCACAGGUCAGCAUCCUCCAACUCUGCCUCAGAUGCGGGCAGCAUGUAAUACACAGUAGCGUGCCUCUUGUGUCUGUAGCGUCUAUGAGAAAUUCAUUCUCCUCUUCAGGCAGCAAAGGUGUUAAGCUGGUGACGUCUCCCUUGUCCAUCUCAGGAAUCUUCAAUGCUUGACGGACAGUGACAACCCGCAAGUUUCUGCUCAGUUGGAAAGGCUGUCGAGGAGCCUGGCAUGUUUUGCUCCAGCAAUGUUUGCAAGUUCACAGCUGUCAUACGGUCCAUGUGCUUGUUCAUGCCAGUUGCACCUUUUCAAACUUUAUACGUCACUGGAACUCAGCUCACGUCAACCUUGCCUCUCACCCAUCAUUCCCAUGGUUCCUACACCAAAUUUCUUCCUCUGAACUAGACUGUCUUUUGCUUUGUGGAAUCUUACACGCAUGCGCGUGUGCACACACACACAUGCGCACACACACAUAUGCAAACACGCACGCAUACACGCAUAUGCACAUACAUAUAUACACACACAUAUGCACAUGCGCACACACACAUACACGCACACACAUGCACGCGUGUGCACACGCAUAUGCACAUGCACACACAUGUGCAUAUGUGUGCGCGCGUGCACACACAUAUGCAAACACACGCGCACGUAUAUACACACAUAUGCACACGCACACGCGCACACACACAUACACGCACGCACACGCACACUUCUGAGAAGAGCCAAUUUAACCAGGUGGGCAAUCUUCACACCAUUAGCAACCUUGCUUAAGUCAUUGAGUUGUCCCUGUAGUGGCAUGAGGGCUGUUCCUGUAAUCAAACAAGA
Stegostoma tigrinum is the source of this 3752-nucleotide messenger RNA. RefSeq names its product synaptotagmin-6-like. The transcript has 8 exons. The record is from RefSeq and is a predicted model, not a curated record. Bases 1 to 1626 code for a protein of 541 amino acids. Gene Ontology annotation, biological process: regulation of calcium ion-dependent exocytosis; calcium-ion regulated exocytosis; regulation of dopamine secretion. Lineage: Eukaryota; Metazoa; Chordata; Chondrichthyes; Orectolobiformes; Stegostomatidae. Gene Ontology annotation, cellular component: membrane. Gene Ontology annotation, molecular function: phosphatidylserine binding; calcium ion binding; clathrin binding.